AUGUUCCCUUGGCAAGGCGAAGGGAAAUCCAGCGUCAUGGGCGUCACUAAAGCCCCUGCAAAUGAAUCUCAGCAACAGAAAGAGGCUCAGGGCACUGGACUGCGGUGGCGCGCGCCAUCUUUCUUCCAACGGAAUCGCUCCAAGGAAACACCUAAUACAUCUCCGGGAAUCCAGCAAAAGACGACAAACAUGCCUGAAGUUGUUGAUGUUGAUGUUGACGAUAAUGACGAUAAUUCCCCUAAUGAUGAUACCCACAUGUCAGACGCCCCUGGUGACGAGCAGCGCAGCUCUGAAAGUCGGGCUAGUCAGACUGACGGCGAAGAGGAAGGAGACGAUAUCGACAACGCCGAAGACGACGAGGCUUCAGAGGGCGGUGAUAUCCAGGAUACCGCUAGUGAUAAUCAACCUGCAGUUGGGACGUCUACUUCAGCUGAUGAUGGUCAUAACGACAACAACAACAAUUCCACCAACGGUCCUCUUGCUGCAACGUCUGGUCCGUCAUUCCCAGUUCAACCCGGGAGUUCGCAGCAUGUGAUUCUUGAGGCAAACCGUACUUACUACGGCAAACGACUCAACUUCAGAGAACAAGUCGUUCUGUUCGAGAUCUGCAACAAGUACAAAUCCACCUUUGGCGAACGCAGCAAAUUGUGCGAAUGGUGGCGAACCGUGACCGAGGAAUUCUGCCGCGACAUCAACGGCCCAUACUCGUGGCAUUCGGUACGUCGCAAGGUCGAGCAAGUAACCAAGCAGCGCAUCAAGCAGCGUUCUGACGAGGAGAACCCCACCGACUCCUAUCCAGAUGACCUGUGCAAGGUCGUCGACGAAUUCAUCCCCGUGUGGUCCAAGUUUGAAGCUUCGGAAAAACGGCGCAUCGAGGUUCGCGACUCGCGAGCAGCGUCUGCAAAGAAGAGAAAAGUGCCUCCUACGGGGGUAGCAACACCGAGAACAGCGCCAAUGCCCCCGGGACCUGCUCCAUGGCACGCGUCUGCGCAAAGAUGGCGGCCUGCGAAUUCUCAAUAUGCUGCUUCAUCUUCGCCAAUCCCACAGCCUCAGUUCUACACUCCGCCAGGUGUGAAAAUGCCUGCUGGGUACGAUACAAUGUUUCAUACUCCUCGUAAUGGUCCACCAACACCCCAGUCAGGAGCUGCGCCAGGGCUGCCCUAUCCUCCGCAUACUUUGAGACCUCCACCACCGCCGCAGCCGCGUCCACAAACCUCUGUGCUUCCUCCUCCUCCUCAUCCUAAUGCGCCACCGCAGCAGCGUCCAUUGUCAGGUGUUGAAAAUGCAGCUUCCGGCGGUCUUGCUGAAUCAUCUGUGACAUCAGCCGUCCUGGAAACGCUCUCCAAACUCAACAAGCAUUUAGAACAAGCUGCUGCUGCCGCAGGCGGCGACAAACAAGCAGCCUCCUCUUCACCCAUUGUCGCUGCUCUAGCAAGCGCCGUCAGCGGCGUAGCAAAGGUUCCUGAAAACAGCACUUCUGGAGAAACAGCAACAGAAAAAUCUCCUGCUGCUGUUGAACAGCCAGCAGGUGAACCCACCAACACAGCACAUUCUCCUACUACCACAAACCACGUCUCCAUCCCAUCAUCAUCGUCAUCAUCUUCUUCGCCUUCCUCUCCCUCUAGCAAGAACAUCAAUAUCAACACAUCCGCCCCAGCAUCUACUACCUCUCCACUCACAGUAUCCGAUCUCUCCAAACUGAAAAACGAACUCAAACAAGAAAUGCAGCGAGAUUUCCUCACCGAGCUUUCGAAGAUCCGCGACUCGUUCUCGGAGAGAUUGAAUUCUAUGGAGCAAACACAGGCGAUGAUUAUAGAUAUGUUGAAACAGGGACCCGGCAGGGAUAAGGAUUAA
This is a messenger RNA of Talaromyces rugulosus, 1854 nucleotides long. RefSeq lists its product as uncharacterized. Bases 1 to 1854 code for a protein of 617 amino acids. The transcript has a single exon. The record is from RefSeq and is a predicted model, not a curated record. NCBI's taxonomy places the organism in Eukaryota, Fungi, Ascomycota, Eurotiomycetes, Eurotiales, Trichocomaceae.